UCGCUUUAUUAACCAGGUUGUCAGAGACAGGCGAGAGUUUUGGAAACAACUAUUUCUGUUUUUGUAGUCCCCGUGUCAAGUAUAUACAAAGUCUUCCGUUCUUCUAUAGUGUCCGCGGCCAAAUGGACCCGUUAGACUUUAAAACGAAUGAAGAGUUGCAGGUUUUCUUCCACCGGAAAAAGACGGAGAUUUCGUGCAUAAAAGAACCGCACAGACUCCUCACUCAGCUGCGCGACCACGAUCUGGUGCCAGAGAAACUUUUUAAGAAUGUGAAAAACACGCGUACUCGUAAGCAGAAGGAGAAGGGCUUCUAUGAGGUUCUGGACUGGGUGGAGAAAAAUAGACCUCAGGACAUACAACAGUUCUGGCGCUGUGUGUUUGAAGAUCAUAUCCUGCAGCAGUACCCAGAGCUAAGCAAGCUCAGAAGCAGUCUGCUGGAUGGCACUUUCAAAAUCUAUGAGAAACCUCCGGAUGUUGAGAUACAGACAGAGGAGGAGAAGAGUGGAGGAAAGGCAGAGAAAGGGAAGGAGAAGAGCUACAAAAGAAAGAGAAGUAAAGAUGACAAAAGUAGUGAGGAUAGUGAUGAUCCUGGUCCUUCCUCUACUUCCAGACCCAAGCGGAGGAAACCAGCCAAAAAACCCUCAUCCUCAUCUCCUGUGAAGAAAGGUGACAAACAGGAGAUUUGGAAGUGGCCUAUUUAUAAAAUUCAGCUGCCUGUAACCUGUGGGGAUAAAGAAGGAACUCUCUAUCGGGACAAACUGCCCGAAGGGGAGAAGUGUAUUUUGUCCCAGGGGCGCUGGUUCACCCCAAAUGCUUUUGAGAAGUUUGCGGGGAAGGAAAAGUGCAAAAGCUGGAAAACCAGCAUCCGCUGCAGAAACACACUGCUUAAGAAACUCAUCGAAGAGGGGCAUCUUCUGUGUCCACAGAGGAAGAGUACAAAGAGAACACAAGUCCAAAAAAACACGAAUAAGCUGUUUACUGUCAUCUUAAACAAGAGGUUCAGUGAAGACUCAGAAACAAGCUUCGGUUUCAUGGAGGAAAGCGAUGCUGAAGAUUUCCAAAAGCAGGGAGGGAAAGGAGGAGGAACAGAGUUUAGAGGGAGAGCUGAGGAAGAGGAGGAGGAGGAAGAAGAAGACAUGGCAGAUAUGUCUGUUUUCCAGGCUUAUUCUUUACCAGUCACCUGUGUUUCACUUACUGGGACUCUGUACAAAUACAGGUUUGCGUCAGGGAGUCGUGGGAAGUGUAUACGUACUGAGGAAAGAUGGUUCACUCCGGAGGAAUUUGUAAAGCAGGAACCGAUUCUCACUGAUGGACACUGGAAGAAAGAUAUACUGUGCCAUGGAAAAAUGCUCAAAUUUUUACUCAAGAAAGAAAUCCUGCACAUCCAUUCCCUUCAGUGUGAAUGUGAAAAAUGCUGUACUAAAGAGCAAGAUGUGACGGCCCAGAACAAUGAUGACGAGUGUUAUGUGUGUCGCUCUGAGGGAGAUCUUGUGUGUUGUGACGAGUGUCCACGAGCUUUUCAUUCACACUGUCACCUACCAACUGCAGACGGAGACUCACCUGGGGAAUGGAUUUGUACCUUGUGCGUGUUAAGAAACAGUCUGCAAUGGUGUGACCCCAGUAACAUGUCUGAACAAGAAGCUUUCAAUGCCCCAGUGUCUCAAUACAGAUUGCACUGCCACUGCCUCCUGUUAUGUGUGUACAGAGAGGACAUCAAGAAGGUGUUUAAGGAUCCACGACAAAUGGUGUCCAGAUACUCUGAGGUCAUAACUCGGCCGAUGUGGCUGGACAGAAUAAAGCAGAAGUUGGAAAGUGGAGAGUAUCAGACAGUAGGAGUGUUCGUCUCUGACUUUCAGCUCAUUUUCAGCAACUGCAGCAAGUUCAGUGGGGACAAUGAGUUUGGCCGAAUGGGUGCCAGGCUGAAGCAAAUGUUUGAGGAAGAGUUCCGUAAAAUCUUCAAAAUUGCAGAAGUGUUCACACCUGAAAUACAUAAGGGAAAUGACAAAGACAAACACAAAAAUGUAUACAGGUUUGUGUGUCCAUAUGCUGGUCAUUUUUGUUGCAGUCUGACCAGCCUUGUGUUUGUGAUGGAGGGUGAAGGAGAGGUGCUUUAUAACACUGUCUCAUGGGAUUCUCAUCUGUUAGAACAUUUGGGCCGUGUUAUGCAGCCUGCAGGACCCUUGUACGACAUUAACUGUUUUAAUGGUUCAAUCUCAGGACUGCACCUUCCACACUGUGAAAUAUUCUCAGAGGAAGACAUGGAUUGUUUAGCUGUAGCACAUGUCACUGGUGGUAAUGUAGCAAUAAUGAAUCCGCUUAAAGUGACUGAAGCUUAUGUGAUGAUUGACAUCAAAGAUCUCUCCAUCUUUGGGCUCAUAAAAAGGAUGAUCUUUCCUCCUUCCCCUGUCAUUGCCCAAGUACUUGUCUUUCUGCGACCAAUAACUGUGAGACAGGAAGAAAACAUACUGGAUGUCCAUUUGCUCCCAUGGAAUGUUCCACUGUCAGAGGUCAAAGACCAGCAUGCGGAGAAUACACAUAUUAACACCAGUUCAAAGUGUUUUCUCAUCCCGGGAACACAAUACCGUCUGUGCUGUCAACCAAAGGGAUCUACAGUGCAGCCAGCGACUGAGGAGUUUGAUUUUAAUUUUGGUCCAAACUAUCAUCCCACAUUUGAAGUGUUUGUGAAUGUCAGAAAUAAGGAGGUCAAGCUGAGUCUAAUGGAUAACACUGAAGGAAGGGAAGUGUGGGUUCCACGACGAGUCCUCACAGUAACAUCAGGCCAAGAUGAAGAACUCCCAGUUCACAGAUGGCUCACGGGAUCUGAAUUUGUGAACAAUCACAGACGUCACCUCAUUCAGAAAGUUACAUCAGUGAUGGAGAUUGCUGAUGGUCUGCGUGCCAAAGGCAUGAUUACAACUGAAAUGUACAAUGAAGUUCAUGUUACAGAACCAUGCCAAAACAAAAUGAGAGUUUUGUGGAAAGCUCUUGACUCUGGAGGAGCUUCUGUAAAAGCAGAAUUCUACAGAUUGCUGAAGGAGAAAGAACCUCAUCUAGUAGAUGAUCUGGUUUCUGGACCCAAUAGUCCACAGUAAUGCUGAGACAACAUUAGAGAGGAACUUCAGUCAGUUUGAGACAUAAACGGCAGCUACAGCUCCUUUACAUGUAUAUAAGAGAGAUCCAGGUGCUUAUUUUAUGAAUUUAGUACAAGAUUUACAAAUGAUAUUUCUGGUAUGAAUCCCACAAGUUUGUGUCAAACCUUAUGAUCAUGUUCUUCAUGUUCUAAUCUGAGAAUGAACCAAAUAGCAUCUUGUGCUUCAGUGGAAGCAAGAACAUCUGACCAUCUGUACAAUGUCAACAUGUUUAGGCUAUGUCUGCUGAUUUUGCCUAUUUUAAUGUAACUGUGAAAUGCAGCA
Molecule: messenger RNA, 3413 nt
Organism: Sinocyclocheilus rhinocerous
Lineage: Eukaryota; Metazoa; Chordata; Actinopteri; Cypriniformes; Cyprinidae
Exons: 22
Coding region: 123-3092 (989 amino acids)
Biological process (GO): regulation of apoptotic process; inflammatory response; regulation of transcription by RNA polymerase II
Cellular component (GO): nucleus
Molecular function (GO): DNA binding; protein binding; DNA-binding transcription factor activity, RNA polymerase II-specific
Source: RefSeq, a predicted model, not a curated record